AUGGAGCACUCGAUGAAUCGGACAGUGGGGCCCUCCGGAACGGACGUGCCACGGUAUGUGGCCGAACAAUUCAUAGCAAGGGGGAUUUGGGGACCCUUCGCUCUGGGUAUGCUACUGGACAUCUACCUCGGAGGCUUCGCGAUGAGCUUGUUCCUUCGAUACGCCCAUUCGGCAGCUUGGAAAGCGGACGGAUGGCGUCUCCAAUUACUGCUCGUGGCCUCAGUGGUACUUAGCGCGGUGGAUGUCGGAUUUUGCUUCUGGAGCCCGUGGUUCUACACGAUACGACAAAACCGAACAACCGCGGAUGUGGGAGGACAGGUACGGACCUCUCUCUCGAGGUACCAGACCACUGCGAGUUCGGCAGUAGAUGCUUGCGCUGAUGACACAAUUUGCCACAUCGGCACCUCUUUACUUAAUAGACCGUAGUCGAUGCUUUGUCGCUCGUCCCCGUUGGACUGUUCAUGGGACCUAUGAUACAGAUUUAUUUGGCGCGCCGCGCAAGCUCCGUAAGUUUAGGCUCUUCAGAAAUUACUAGACCGCCGAUAUGGCAUGGAGGCUCCGAGCUGACUCACGCUUCCCCCCCCCCACCACCACCAUCCCGCGAUCCACCGAUGCUACCAAAAAGCUUUUCACGAACCGGUUCAACAAGAUGGCCUACUUCGUCUUCCUGGGCCUCUCUAUCGGGUUCAGCAUGGCAGCAGGCGUACUCUACACUGUGCUUUCGUUUCAGUGCCGUGCAACGGGGAGGGAUACUAUUGGAACGUUUGACUUCAACAAGAGCUUAGGGUUGUACUGUGGCGCAACUUGCGUCACUGACGUGACCAUCACCAUCGCACUCGUGGUCCAAUAUCGAGCAAGGAUGGUCGGUGACCCGCGAUCGAGGACGGACUCUGCGAUGCGCAGUCUCAUCAAAUUGGCGAUCCACAGCGCCAUGUACACGAGCACAUUUGCGCUGCUCGGCGCCGUCUGCGUAUUUUCAUUCUCGGUCAGCGACGUUCGCAAGUCCAUCUUGUACGCGUUUCAAUGUACCCUUGGCUCGAUGUAUUUGAUCUCCCUGCUCGUCAACCUCGAUUCGCGGUCCCACCUCCGAGAUCUUUUCGCGAGCACACCGACUCUUCCUGACGAUGCGGUCAACGGACUGAGUGGGCGCGGGACGACCCAGGCGGGGUUGCCUUCGUUUGUUUCAUCGCGUUCCAACCCGCUGCCUCGAGCCAUGCAAGCCUACGGAAGCGAGGAGCGCGGCAAGAUCGGUUCAGGGUCAAGUUGGGGUCGUUUCCGUUCGUCUGCAUAA
This is a messenger RNA of Microbotryum saponariae, 1291 nucleotides long. NCBI's taxonomy places the organism in Eukaryota, Fungi, Basidiomycota, Microbotryomycetes, Microbotryales, Microbotryaceae. The record is from the annotation of a GenBank genome assembly.